Molecule: messenger RNA, 2318 nt
Organism: Solea solea (common sole)
Lineage: Eukaryota; Metazoa; Chordata; Actinopteri; Pleuronectiformes; Soleidae
Gene: asmt
Product: acetylserotonin O-methyltransferase
Exons: 8
Coding region: 883-1965 (360 amino acids)
Biological process (GO): methylation; melatonin biosynthetic process
Molecular function (GO): acetylserotonin O-methyltransferase activity
Source: RefSeq, a predicted model, not a curated record
UGGAGCAGGGAAACAUCUAAGACAUGCAGGGCAGUGGCUUCCCAGGACCAGGAUUGACAAACCCUGGUUUAGAUCCUGUCAGAAAAUAGUGAAAUCAGAGUUUGCCAAACCUCAAAUGUCUUGUUCAAAUCCAGUUUACUGUCAUGAUGGAAUACAGAAACCAGACCCAACCAAUCAGUCAUCAACAAUAAUUUUACAGUGAGUUAAGUAGGUGAUUACUAAUUGAUUGCAGUCUCAUGUGUCUCAUGCUCAUGAACACAGUUUAAUAUCUUUUUCUUAUUUGUUUUUGUCCCUAGAUGAAGUAAUACUUGUGGGAAGGAUCACGCUAACGGUCAUAUGUGUAUGCUGCCUUAAUCAACUACUGAGUGUCAAUGUAAUCUCAUGAAGGCAUGUGCAUAACAAGUGGUAUCAUUUGAUGUGAUUCUAUCACUAAUCCAUCUGUGAAAGUGUAACGAGGCCAUGUGGAUAAUAACACAUCUAUUACACCAUAGAUUCCAUGAAAGGUCAGUUUUUGGGGUCAUGAAAACUUUGUGGAGGACAUUGUCUGAUAUGAGUGAGUGAAAGUCUCCAUCUGAGUGAUCAUGAACAAGGCAGCAGUGUUUCGCUUUUGUGAGUCGUUUCUUUGUGUAACGCAGACCGAACCCCUGCUCUAAUCUGGGUUAUCUGGCUGUAAUCGGCUUAGCCCAUUGCCACGCUGACUGCUGCUACUGCUGCUUGGUGGGCACUUUCUUGUGGAUUUAGUCUGCUUUUCUCUUCACUGCCAUUAAUGCAGAACAUACACCUGUUGCAGACUUGAAGGGAAGUUCAUUUCACAGAGGUUGCAGAGCACCGGAGAACCACAUCACUUUGUUCUGUUCAAGGUCUCCUGUCAAACCUGUGGCCAUGGACGAGUGUCGAGAGAUGGCUUCACCUGAGGGGACACCUGCUGCCGACGCGUAUCCCAGAAAAAUAAUGGAAUAUAUGGAAGGAUUCCUCAUCUCAAAGACCAUGUUCACGUCCUGUGAGCUGGGUGUGUAUGAUGUCUUGCUUGGUGCAGGGCGCCCCCUGUCUGCAGAGGAGAUCAGUCAGGCAAUAGGAGCCAGUCUGGAUGGCACAGAGAGGCUGCUGGCUGCCUGCACAGGCCUGCAGCUGCUCAGCACACACAAGGACGAUGGACGAGUGCUUUACAGUAACACAGAUCAGGCCAGUGUCUACCUGACCCGCUCCAGUCCUUUAUCUCUCCUUCAGUCCAUCCAGUACAACUCCAGGACCAUCUAUUUGUGCUGGCACCACCUGACCGACGCUGUCAGAGAGGGGAGAAACCAGUAUGAAAGGGCCUUUGGAGUCAGUUCUAAGGACCUGUUUGAAGCUCUCUACAGGUGUGAUGAGGAGAUGGUAAAGUUUAUGCAGUUAAUGAACUCCAUCUGGAACAUCUGUGGUAAAGAUGUGGUCAGGGCCUUUGACCUGUCACCUUUCAAAGCCAUCUGUGACCUUGGGGGCUGCAGCGGAGCAUUAGCCAAACAGUGCACGUCCUCCUACCCAGAAUGCACUGUGACGAUCUUUGACCUCCCCAAGGUAGUGCGUAUGUCGAGGGAACACUUUGUCAGUGAGGCCGACCUGAGGAUAAGCUUUCACCAAGGGGAUUUCUUCAAAGACCCCCUACCACAGGCUGACCUCUACAUCCUUGCCAGAAUCCUCCACGACUGGACAGACGAACGCUGCAUAGAACUACUCAGUAGAAUUUAUGAAGCCUGCAAUCCAGGAGGCGGUGUGUUGCUGGUGGAGGCAUUGCUCCACGACGACGGCUCUGGCCCUCUGACAGUACAGCUCUACUCCCUCAACAUGCUGGUGCAGACAGAGGGCAGGGAGAGGACAGCUCCCCAGUACAGUGCCCUGCUGGCUGCCGCCGGCUUCACCAACAUCCAGCACCGCCUGACUGGGAAGAUAUAUGACGCUGUGCUGGGACACAAAGAGGUACGAGACUAAAAAAACCUCGGCUACUCUUGUACCAGGACUGAAAACGUUGUAGUACUGUUAGGAUUUCACAGUAUAUAUAUUAUAUAUACCAUAUCCAGCCCUCCGAGUUAGAAAAUAAUCCCAGUUAGGUGUGUUUCUGCUGUAAAUGAUUGGCUCUACACUGCAAAAGGUCAACCUCUAUUAGAGGGUGCAUGUGCAGCGUGAGCCUCCAGUCUUGCUGCUAAGAAGAUGAACCUCUUUGCCUAUCUACUCUCAUCACUCCUAAGUCCUAAGCCGUGUGCCUGAACCCCCUCGCCUCGUACCGGUCUUAACAGCAUAGUAAUCUUUGUACUGUGUUCUUUGUAACGAUGGAUGUGACUCAA